CCUUCUCCACACGGAUGUAACUUUUUCCGGUGGAUUGACCCACCACUAAAUGAACACUACAGAAGUACGCUAUGGAAACUAAAAAAGCGAGGUGGAUUUUAAAUCAACUGAAGUCGAACGCCUGAAGAAGAAAGUGUUGAAGCUGACUUUAAGGGUUGCUGACGAGGAAAAGGCAAAGUUGCAGCUUAUGGAGGUUAUGGGAGAGGUUCAAAAAUUGAAAAGUCAACUCAAAUGGAAUCUUAUGUUUGUCAUAGGUAGUGUCGUAUAUAGUUUUGGUUGGGGAUAAUUGGUUGUUUGGUGAUGUUACUCAUAUGCAGGUUGGUAGACGAUGAAUCCACUAGUUUUAGAAACACAUUUUGGGUAUGGAAACAUGUUGAUCGUGUAGGAAUGUAGGGUAUGUAUUGCCAAAAAAGAAGGCCUUUUUGUGUACAAUCCUUAAUUAUAUAUAAUGAAAAAUCUAGG
Molecule: messenger RNA, 462 nt
Organism: Lactuca saligna
Lineage: Eukaryota; Viridiplantae; Streptophyta; Magnoliopsida; Asterales; Asteraceae
Source: the annotation of a GenBank genome assembly